Messenger RNA from Papilio polytes (common Mormon), 849 nucleotides. RefSeq names its product myotrophin-like. The transcript has 4 exons. Gene Ontology annotation, biological process: regulation of barbed-end actin filament capping. The record is from RefSeq and is a predicted model, not a curated record. Gene Ontology annotation, cellular component: nucleus; cytoplasm. NCBI's taxonomy places the organism in Eukaryota, Metazoa, Arthropoda, Insecta, Lepidoptera, Papilionidae. Bases 88 to 438 code for a protein of 116 amino acids. Gene Ontology annotation, molecular function: protein binding.
CAGUCAAUCAUUUUCAAUCUCGGAUUUAUUACUGUUGAUGAAGAUUGCACUAAUUUAUUUAAGGCUUAACUUUGAAAGUACAUUAAAAUGAGUGAAUUAGUUUGGGGUAUUAAAAACGGCGACAUAGAUCAAGUAAAAGAUAUCGUUGAAAAAAAUAAAAUUGAUGUCAAUGCACUGAUUGAUGGCCGAGUACCUCUUCAUUACGCUGCUGAUUAUGGUCAAACAGCUGUUUUAAACUAUUUGCUAGACAAAGGAGCUGAUCCUAAUAUGGUUGAUAAACAUGGAAUAUCAGUCAUUUUAGCAGCUAUCUGGGAGGGGCAUACUGAUUGUGUGAAAACAUUAUUAAAACAUGGUGCUUCGAAGAAUGGAAAAACACCAGAUGGUACACCAUACUUAGAUGCAGCAGAAAAAGAUGAAAUAAAAGAGCUCCUAACAUAGAUAAAAGUAAAAUUUCAAAAUCAUAACAUAUUCUCAUAAAACGCUCACAUUCUUAUUUUUUUAAGCUAAGGUGAAAUUGUAUUACGGUUAUAUAAAAAACUAACCAUCAUAUUUUUACAUGCAUUUAUUUAUAUUGCAAUUAUUUUUAUAUGCUGAACAUAUGAAAUUUAGAAGACAUGUAUUGACUGCGUCCACUAGUAGUUUUAAUUUGUUUUACUAAUUCCUGUGCGGUAGGACACCUCAAACUGUACAGAGAUGCACUAAAUAUAUGUAAGAAAAACUAAAAUUAUUUAUCAUUUGCAAUGGCACUUACUUUCCAAGGGCCUAUACAUUUAGCAAAUAAAUUUAUUUUAUAAGGUGUGUUAACGCAUGAAGGCAAGAAAUAAAAUGUAACAUUGCCAAAAUAAAAGG